This is a messenger RNA of Python bivittatus (Burmese python), 2321 nucleotides long. RefSeq names its product histone-arginine methyltransferase CARM1-like. NCBI's taxonomy places the organism in Eukaryota, Metazoa, Chordata, Lepidosauria, Squamata, Pythonidae. Gene Ontology annotation, biological process: peptidyl-arginine methylation, to asymmetrical-dimethyl arginine; chromatin remodeling. Gene Ontology annotation, molecular function: histone H3R2 methyltransferase activity. The record is from RefSeq and is a predicted model, not a curated record.
UUAGCUUGAGGGAGAUUUUUACAGAGGAAGUGCAGGAAGAGGGAGGAAAAAAGAGAGGGAGCCUGAUUUGCUGCAAAUGCCAAAGAGAACUAGGCGGCAUCUCCGAUGGGGAGCUCGUUUAAAAGGAAAGCUAGCCACUCGCUGUCUGCCUCGCCUCCAUUCCCUUCCCUAGUCGGUUCUUUCUUGCUCGAGCGAAGCGGGCUAGGGCGCCCCUGCGAGAAGCCGUUUCUACCACCUCCCGUCUGCAGGCAUCAGCCUCUCCCACCGCCUUCACUGUACGUGGCCGAGGGAGGAAUCCAUGGCUACUCCGCCUCGCCAGGUUCUGCAGUACAGCGUGAAACUGCUUUUCCUCAGCGAGGAGCAGCUCCGGGAAGGGCUGCACCUCUCCCACCCCAACCAGAAAGCCCUCCGGCUGGACGUGCACGCGCGAGAGGAAGGCGCGGAGAUGGCCGUGACAGACGUUGAUGGGGUAUGUGUAUUUAAAUGCUUGGUUAAUAAAGAUACUGAAUAUUGCCGUGUAGGAAAAGAGUCCAUUUUGAUAACACUUGGUUACAACAACGCCUUACUACAAUUCACAUCGCAUUCUGAAUAUAACAUGUUUUCAAAUGCACUGAACAGCUGUAGGAAUAUAAAUAAGGAACACUCUGUGUUCAGUCAGAGAACAGAAGACUCCUCUGCAGCUCAAUAUUUUCAGUUUUAUGGAUGCUUAUCUCAACAACAGAAUAUGAUGCAGGAUUUUGUAAGGACAGCUACAUAUCACAGAGCAAUACUUCAGAAUCAUACAGAUUUUAAAGAUAAGGUGGUCCUAGAUGUUGGGUGCGGAUCAGGUAUUCUUUCAUUUUUUGCUGUGCAAGCUGGAGCUAGAAAAGUUUAUGCUGUUGAAGCUAGCUCGGUGGCAAAAUAUGCCAAGAUUUUAGUCCAGAGUAACAAUCUUGCUGAUAAGAUCAGUGUUCUCUCAGGAAAAAUUGAGGAAAUCGCCCUACCUGAAAGUGUAGAUGUUAUAGUUUCUGAACCAAUGGGUUACAUGCUGUUCAAUGAAAGGAUGCUGGAAAGUUACCUUCACUCCAAGAAAUGGCUGAAGUCAAAUGGAAUGAUGUUUCCAACAUUUAGUGACAUUCAUUUGGCUCCUUUUUCCGAUGAACAGCUCUACAUGGAACACUACUCCAGAGCCAAUUUUUGGUAUCAGCAGUGUUUUUAUGGGGUAAAUCUGUCCAGUCUCCGUAAUGCAGCAGUAGAUGAGUACUUCAGACAGCCCAUUGUAGACACAUUUGACAUUAGAAUUUUGAUGGCCCGGACAGUGAAAUACACUGUUAGUUUUAUAGAAGCAGAAGAGGAAGAUUUGCAUAGAGUGGAAAUCCCUUUUGUAUUCCAAAUGAUGCAAUCUGGAUUAAUUCACGGCUUGGCAUUUUGGUUUGACGUGGCAUUCGUUGGCUCACUGGUAACGGUUUGGCUCUCAACUGCUCCAACAGAGCCUUUGACACAUUGGUAUCAAGUGCGCUGCCUUUUUCAAACUCCUCUCUUUGCCAAAGAAGGGGAAACACUUUCAGGGGAAGUCUUAUUUGUAGCAAAUAAACGGCAGAGUUAUGACAUUCAGAUUGUUGCCAUAGUGGAUGAAACAGGCUUUAAAUCAGGGAAUGUACUUGAUUUAAAGAAUCCAUUCUUUAGGAAAUAUGGAAGAAACAUUACUUGUUAGCAUUUAACCCAGAGCAUAAACUUGCCAUCUAUAAGUGACCAGAGCGGUACCCCAACCCCUCUGCCUUUCAAAUGUUCAUACUUUGUUUCACCUACUCCCUGUUUGAUGCAAUGUUGGGUACCACUUUAUCUCGUUUUCUUAAGAGUGUCUUCCUGUGUGAUCAUAAUUGUGAAUGUGAUGACAUGACCACAUUAUGAUGCAAAUUAGAUUUUUGGCUAUGUGGUGAUUUCAAUGAAAAUAAAUGAAGCCAUGUUGCUUUCAUUGUGACACUGCAUGCUUCCAGAUUGAGCUUUUAUUGUGCAAAUUUUAUCUGCUGAAAUAUCUUGUAUACAUCAUCCAACUUUUACUUUUUAAAACAUUUUUAUAGGUACGCUUAGAUUUUAUGAAACUAAGCUGCUGGAAGAACAGCCAGGAUUAUAAACAAACCAAGGAGCCUAUGAACAGUUAAAUACAAGCAUAUUGGCAUUGCUGCUUCUGUGAAAUCUGUAUGUACAUAUUAAAAAAAUAUUUUCUACAAAUUGUAUAAUAUUUGUGAAAACUAUUUUUUCAGAUGUAUAUCUCAAUCUUUAAACACAUCUGUUUGGAACUGUACUUCACUGUACUGAAUAAAUGGUACUUGGUUGGCUUA